Messenger RNA from Planococcus citri (citrus mealybug), 1089 nucleotides. RefSeq names its product mediator complex subunit 19 (gene MED19). Gene Ontology annotation, cellular component: mediator complex. Gene Ontology annotation, molecular function: transcription coregulator activity; transcription factor binding. The transcript has 4 exons. NCBI's taxonomy places the organism in Eukaryota, Metazoa, Arthropoda, Insecta, Hemiptera, Pseudococcidae. The record is from RefSeq and is a predicted model, not a curated record. The coding region runs from base 282 to 1001 and encodes 239 amino acids. Gene Ontology annotation, biological process: positive regulation of transcription by RNA polymerase II.
CUUUCUUAUUUACAUUUUUUUUCUGAUUUUGCGAUUGCGAUAAUGCGAUGCGAAGUUUCAAACUUUUUGAUGAGUUUCGUUGAAAUUGAAAUGAUGAGGAAUAUUACGUAGAAUGAUUUAAAUAUCAAGUUGUUUCGGUACAAUUUCAUAUUUGAUGUUGUUAAUUUCAAGAUUCGAUAUUGCUGUAUCUUUUUGUGUGAUUCGAUGUCGUAAUUUAUUGCAUGUUGUUUUUAGUGAAAAAUUAAAAUUAACUGUACUAGUUAUUUAAAACAUGAAUAAAAAUGAUGAUGGGUGAUCAAUAUCGUAGUAAAACUGAACCAUUUUCUCCAAAAUCUUCUCCUCGAGGUUCAAGAUCUCCAAUAGUUCCUCGUCAGGAUUCCACGGGAACAUUAAAAACGACGAUUUCUCUCGGAAAGAAUCCUUCCAUUGUACAUAGCGGACCUUUCUACCUGAUGAAAGAGCCACCAGAAAGCGCACUAACAGGCGCUAAAAACCUGAUGGCUCAUCAUGGCCUUGAACAUACUUAUAGUAAAUUUAGUGGAAAACGAUUAAAAGAAUCAUUAUCUUCGUUCCUACCCCAUUUACCAGGAUAUAUUGAUACGCCUGGAAGCCAAGAUAAUAGUUCUCUAAGAUCUGUCAUAGAAAAACCUCCGGUUGGUGGGAAAGAUAUUAUACCUUUAAGUAAUAUGCUAUUAAGUGGAUUUCGUCUUCAUCCGGGACAACUUCCCGAACAAUAUAGACACGAAAACAUUAUGCCACAGAAAAAGCAUAAAAAUAAAAAGAAGAAAAAUAAAUAUAAAAGCAGUGAAGUUGUAAUGCAAGAAUCGUCUAGUGAUCUCGGAUCCUUAGAUGCUCACGAAAAGAAGCAUAAGAAGCAAAAGCGUCAUGACGAAGAUAAAGAACGAAAAAAGCGUAAAAAAGAGAAGAAGAAGAAAAAGCAAAAGCAUAGUCCUGAACAUAGUAUGGGAAGUUUAACUCCAAAUCAACAUUCUAAUGGUUGAAGAAAUCCGGUUUAUCUGAGAAUAUCGUUCGAUAUUUAUUUUUUCCUCUGUACAUACAUUGCCUCAAUACAUUUUAUUUUGUAAUUAA